Molecule: messenger RNA, 717 nt
Organism: Hyposmocoma kahamanoa
Lineage: Eukaryota; Metazoa; Arthropoda; Insecta; Lepidoptera; Cosmopterigidae
Exons: 4
Coding region: 82-564 (160 amino acids)
Source: RefSeq, a predicted model, not a curated record
UCUUCACUAGGCACAACUAAGCCGCUGAAGUACAUUCAUAUUUGAAUAUCUUAAAGGUAGCAAAAUAUUGUAGUCUUCAAGAUGGCUUGUGGCAAAGUUCUUUUCUGUUUUGCGCUUCUGGUAAAUCUGAGCGUUAUCUUAGCAGAAGAAGGUGCUGACAGUAAGAAUCAAAACCCCUCACCUUCUGAACCGCAAAGGGAAGAACACGGAUCAUUGGAUGAACGAUUUAUACCCUUUUUAACACCGUUUGCAAAUAUCUUCUCACAAUUCGCCAACAGCACCGGCUUGCCUUUCUCUUCGUUCUUAAAUUCUCGGUCACAAGGCAUUGAUAUCGAAACCGACAACCAAACUGACAGCAAUGAACAUAGUGACAGAUUCUUCUUCAGAUUUCCUCGCUUCGUCGGAUGCAAUUACACAGAGAACCCCGGUUUGGCCUGCUAUAGCUGCCGCCAACGUGUAAACUGCCUGCGUAGCAACGUGGGUAUUGUGACGAGGUGCAGCUUCUUCUUACCGUACUGCAGCGGCAACGGGACCUGCUCACAGACCCCGGGAUCAUUGUGUUAGAUACACAUGCUCCUUUAUUAUUGACUGACCGAAGUCAACAGCGUCUUAAAUCGAUGUCAUUUAUGAAAACUAUCGACCCUAGAAGCCAGUACGCGACAUUUUUUCUUUUACUAUUGAUUGAUUAACAUAAAUUGUUAACUUAUAAUGAUCAAC